AUGAAGCCGUCACUGCUCCCGUCUGUGGUGUUUCUCUGCAUGCUGCUGCGGCUGCCCACGCUGGGAGGGAAAAGGAAGCCAUACGCUCAGGAAGAGCUGCUACUGGAGGAAUGCUGGGGACAGCCAAAGGCAAAUGACUGUUCCAAGAAGUGUUCUAGAACUUUCAAAUGUAUACACAGAAAUCACACAUGCUGCUGGACCUAUUGCGGCAACAUUUGUGCAGAAAAUGGGAAAUUUUUUGAAAGAAAGAAAUGA
Alexandromys fortis (reed vole) is the source of this 255-nucleotide messenger RNA. It is a transcript of the gene Wfdc11, whose product is annotated as WAP four-disulfide core domain 11. NCBI's taxonomy places the organism in Eukaryota, Metazoa, Chordata, Mammalia, Rodentia, Cricetidae. The coding region runs from base 1 to 255 and encodes 84 amino acids. The transcript has 3 exons. The record is from RefSeq and is a predicted model, not a curated record.